Erigeron canadensis is the source of this 1279-nucleotide messenger RNA. RefSeq names its product deoxyhypusine hydroxylase. The record is from RefSeq and is a predicted model, not a curated record. Bases 84 to 1037 code for a protein of 317 amino acids. Gene Ontology annotation, molecular function: deoxyhypusine monooxygenase activity. NCBI's taxonomy places the organism in Eukaryota, Viridiplantae, Streptophyta, Magnoliopsida, Asterales, Asteraceae. Gene Ontology annotation, biological process: peptidyl-hypusine biosynthetic process. The transcript is spliced from 7 exons.
UUCAAUAUCACAAAAUUUGAACUUUUCUUUUAAUAAACCUUAUAUAUAUAUAGAUAUUAUAAAAUUUAAAAAUAAAGAAAAAAAUGGGUGUUGAUGGAAACUCAUUUGAAGUAACUCCAGAAACAGAGAGAUUUCUAUGCGAAAGAUUACUAGAUCAAUCCCAACCAAUUUCUGAGCGGUUUCGAGUCCUGUUUUCGCUCCGUAAUCUUCGCGGUCCCGCCCCUCGCAAUGCUCUCAUCCUUGCAACAAAAGAUCCUUCAAAUUUGUUGGCACACGAGGCUGCUUUUGCUCUAGGCCAGAUGCAAGAUGCCGAUGCUAUUCCUGCUUUGAAGCUUGUCCUUAAUGAUCUUUCUUUGCAUCCUAUUGUACGCCAUGAGGCUGCGGAAGCUCUUGGUGCAAUUGGUUUAGAGAGCAAUAUUACUCUUUUGAAGGACAGUUUAGAAUCUGAUCCGGCACAAGAGGUUCGAGAGACAUGUGAAUUGGCUCUUUCCCGAAUUCAGGAGAUGAAGAAUGUUGGUGACGAUCAUCCAUCAUCUGCGGCGGUGGCAUCACCAUUUCUGUCGGUUGAUCCAGCUGCACCUGCUUCUUGUUCUUCGGUACCGGAACUAAGGGAAGUCAUUUUAAAUGAAGAAAAGGGGAUGUAUGAGAGAUAUGGUGCUCUUUUUGGACUCCGCAAUCAUGGUGAUGAUGAAGCAGUUGCUGCCAUAAUAGAAUCCUUGAAUGCAAAGAGUGCUUUAUUGCGACACGAGGUUGCCUAUGUCUUGGGGCAGUUACAAAAUAAAUCUGCUUCAGAUGCACUUUCGAGUGUACUUAAAGAUGUAAAUGAGCAUCCUAUGGUUAGACAUGAAGCUGCUGAGGCUCUGGGUUCUAUUGCAGAUGACCAAUGUAUCUCUCUACUAGAGGAAUUUUCCAAGGAUCCGGAGCCCAUUGUUUCACAGAGCUGUGAAGUUGCUCUAAGCAUGCUUGAUUUCGAACGAUCUGGCAAAUCAUUUGAGUACCUUUUUAUGCAGGCGCCUCAAUUGCAGGAGGCAACAUGAUGGGUUCAUUUCAUUGUGUUUUCUGCCAUUUUUACAUGAGCGCUGAGCUGUUUGAUGCUUGAUGGCUGAUACUGUGUUUGGAUUAACCAUUUGACUGAAUAUGACACGUGUGUUGUACUAUGGACAUAUAACUUUAUUUAGAUGUUGGGUUUUUGUAUAAAAUACCAAGUGGUAGGCUCCUACCAAUAACUUACAAAGUGGAAUUGUCUUCUUAAUUCUUCAGUGCACCUGCAACUUCAUUA